AUGACUAUAGAAACUAUAUAUGUGGCUAGACAUGGCUACAGAGCGAAUUGGCUCCCACCUCCGCAUCCCCCUAAUCCAACUGGUAUUGAUAGUGAUCCACCUUUAGCAGCUCAUGGUGUUGAACAAGCAAAGCAAUUGGCAGAAUAUAUCAAUUCAUUUCCAGAAGAAGAGAAGCCAGGGUUUAUAUUAAGUUCGCCAUUUUACCGAUGUGUUCAAACAACUGAACCAAUUUCAGACGCUUUAUCUGUAAAAGUGGGAAUAGAUAGAGGUGUUGGAGAAUGGUAUAAGAAGCAAAGAGGAAUUAUCCCUGAACCUGCUAAUUACGAUACAUUGUCAAAAUUUUUUCAUUGCCUUGCUGAUUCGUCAUAUUGGGAUAGAGAUAGAACAGUUGGGGUUGUGCCAAAUGAGUCCGGUGAGACAGAAGAAGAUAUAUAUAAUCGUGCUUCUGAAUUUUGGAAAACAUUCAUCCCGACAUUCGAAGAGAGGUUUCCUAAUGUCAAAAAUAUCCUCAUUGUCACACAUGCUGCAACUAAAAUUGCUUUGGGAAUUACUUUAUUGAAGCGGAAGAGCGUAUAUGACACCUUAGAUGACCAGGGCUCACUCUUGAGAGCUGGCGCUUGCUCACUAGAUAAAUAUGUGAAGAAAGAUAACAGAUGGAUCAUCACCAUGAAUGGAAAUUGUGACUUUUUAAAAGAUGGUGAAGAAAUGAACUGGGACUUUCACUCUAAAUUUGAAGCAGGCUCUGAUGAGGAUAUCAAAGCACGUAAAGAAGCAGCUGAAAAGAAAGAAAUAGACCAUGUUUCCAAGGAUUUUUUUGUCACCAUUGAUAUCCCAGUGGCAGCAAAGAGUCAAAAUUUCGAGGACUCAAAUAAUUUUGAGUCUACCAUAAGUAAAAUCAAUCUAAUACGUCCUUCCUCCCAAUUUCAAAUCACAGAUAUAAAUAAUGAAUCACCUCUUGUGAAAAUAUCAAAUAGAAACCUCACACUUACUGCGGAGUCAAACACUAACGAUAUUGUCAAUAAUCUCGGAGUAAUAGAUGGGAAAAUUUUUGAAACCAAUUGGAAAAGAUUAGUUGGAACUGACUUGAUAUUCGAUGAUUACGGAGAAUUUAUAGGAAAAGUUCAAGAGCAUCUAACUUGUAACGAAAGUACUAAAAUUUUGCCUAAAGAGAAUGAGAAAGCAUCGGCUGUAGAAGAAUUAGAGCCUUCAACUAGGGAUAUAAAGGAGGAAAAGACUACAUUCUUGAAAAAAGCAAUUAAUUAUGCCAAACUGAAGAAUUCCGAUGUGGACGACAAAUGA
This is a messenger RNA of Priceomyces carsonii, 1299 nucleotides long. Its product is annotated as transcription factor TFIIIC subunit. The record is from RefSeq and is a predicted model, not a curated record. Bases 1 to 1299 code for a protein of 432 amino acids. The transcript has 2 exons. NCBI's taxonomy places the organism in Eukaryota, Fungi, Ascomycota, Pichiomycetes, Serinales, Debaryomycetaceae.